CUAGUUACCGUUACAAAAAAAUGUAACAAAAAAAUAGUUUUAUCGUAAAACGUUCCCCUUAACCUAUUUUGCCAAUAUGUCGUAAAAUCUAAUUAAUUAACAAGUCAAGCGAUAUUUUUUAUUCGAAUAAUGUUAUUUCUUUCAACUGCCUUAUCUACAAUCAUGAAUACGAUUUAUAUCGUAAUUUUUUGUAUUGUUUUUCGUUAUGUGAAAAGUGACCAGGUUUCAGAAACCUUCGAAGAUAUUAAUUAUGAAGAAAAUGAAAAGUUAGAAACCCAUGAUGAAGAAAUGGAAGAAGAAAGAGAAGCGGGUGAUGCAGCGGAUCUGUUUGGUACAAAUCAGCAUUAUAACAUUCCAGUGAACUAUCAAGAUUUCGGGCGACGAUUUGUUUUGACGUACCCAUACUUUGAGAAGAAUAUUUUGAAUGAUGCUGCUGAAGCAGAGUUGGAUAAAGCAGCGAAGCAGUAUCUUCAAUUAGAAAAAGCUCAUGAAAAAGAGCUAACGCCAGUCAAGGCCCCACCAGAAUUUGUUUUAGAAAUAGCAAAGCAAUCUGCACUUUUGGAAGCGUCGAAACCGAAAAAUCCCACUGAAGAUAUUAUACAAAAAGAUAUUCUUAGAACAGGGGAUUAUUGGGACGAUGUAUGGAAAGAAGAAGUCGAUGUGAAGAAAAUGAUGCUACGAUCUGGCAUUAAUCAAAAUAAAUUGGGUGCUGUCACAGUGAAAAUAUCACCGGGGUCGAAAUUGCAGAAACUGAUUUCCAUGCUCAAAAAAAGAUCCCCUAGAUUUCUUUACGUUAUAAAUAAAAAUAGCCAAGCAUAUUUCGUAGUUUAA
Pararge aegeria (speckled wood butterfly) is the source of this 831-nucleotide messenger RNA. RefSeq lists its product as uncharacterized. The record is from RefSeq and is a predicted model, not a curated record. Lineage: Eukaryota; Metazoa; Arthropoda; Insecta; Lepidoptera; Nymphalidae. The coding region runs from base 130 to 831 and encodes 233 amino acids. The transcript has 8 exons.